This is a messenger RNA of Somion occarium, 3495 nucleotides long. Lineage: Eukaryota; Fungi; Basidiomycota; Agaricomycetes; Polyporales; Cerrenaceae. The record is from the annotation of a GenBank genome assembly.
GGGCCCGGAAGCGGCAAUUCCUCUUGUUUCAUAACCACGACAUAGCUCUCGAAGCUAGAAUCUCCUUUGCUGCUUUUGUUCUCUUGAUUGUGGCUUCUCUUUCUUACUAUUAUAUUUAUCAAACCGUCUUUCAGGCAGCUGUCCAUAUUCUGGCGAUAUUGAUCGCCAAAACCCACCAUAGACAACCAUGGCUUCGAAACGCAAGGGUGAUGAAUCACAUUCUUCAGAGAUGACUGGAAGGGAGAGGAAGAAGCAGAAGACGGCCAUGGCGCGUACUAUUGCGGUACAACCAAUUCCAGGAGGUUCUGGCUCGGGUUCUGGGACUCCUCGACCUCAAACAGUCAAUGUCGCCGCUGGGCCAUCUAAAGGGGUCCGAUUUGAAAAUGUUAAACAGUUGCCUGGAUCUCUGGACGUUGAGAGGUUCGCGGAGGCAAGAGCUUUUGAGAUCAACGCUAUGCACAACGCAAUGCUGAGCGCAAGAGAUAGCGCAACUCAGCGUGCAUGGCAACAACUACCCCGGCAUCUGCGUCGCAGGGCAGCUAGUCAUGACGUUAGACGCGUCCCUUUGAGACUGCGCGAUAAGGCUAGAGCUGAGAUGGAUUCAAUCAGUCGCAAGAAAAAGUCAUUGCCGAAGAGAGGGAAAGCUAAGCGAUUGUCUCGCACAGAAACUUUCCUGAAACGCCAGAAGGAUAAGACUUGGCUGGAAACACAUCUUUGGCAUGCCAAACGAAUGAAGAUGGAAAAUAUGUGGGGCUACAGACUGGCCGUUCAACCAACGGAGAAGGCAUUUAGACCUUCUCAUCGAGCAGCAGUCCAUGGUUCUAUUCUACACGACGCGUCAUAUCAUGGUUUCAUUGAGCUGAAAGGCCCCGAAGAUGUUCUACGGACCAUUCUGGAAAGCUGCUGUGAUGCACAAGGUCCAAGCCCAGGCGCAAAAAGAUUCUUGACAGGUGCCCGCGCAUGCGACACCCACUUUUACAAACGCGGAGCAUAUCCUUUCGAGCUCAUUGCUCCGGUCACUAUCAUCUGGCAACCUAUACCAGUCACUGCAGACGACCCUCACAUGGAUGUGCAGGUCAAUUUACAAUCAAGCGAGGCAGGCCCUUCCAAAGGGCGCAAACGCAAAGGAAAGUCUAAAGAGAAGGCAAAGGAGAAAGAAUCCGACAGCCAGUCUCCGUCGCGACGUGUUUGGCUUAAAGUCCAUCCUUCCGUCUUCCAUGAUGUAUACGUCGAAUUGCGAGACGCGACCUCUUUUGCUCUGGAGGCGGUGAAGAAAGCUGCUGCUCCUGGAGAUCCGGCGUGUGUCGUGGAGAUGGCAGAUUUGAGGAAUAAGCUGAAUGUGUUUGAGAUCAUGGGUCCGAAAGCUAGUCAAGUAAUCAGAGGCGCGUUGAGGCCGGUCUUGGAGGAUAUAAGAGAGGACUUCAAGAAAUUUUGGGAAACACUAGGUGACCUGCAAACAACGGCGUCUCUGCCGCGGAAUAUGGUCAUUGGGAUGAAAGUGAAUGAUCCUCGACUCACAUUCCCUCCGAAGAACGCUAAGGUGCACCUCGACAUGUCAGAUCCUUCACCGUCUACCUCAGCGGCAGCCGUGUUCCCCACGUCCGUCAUUGCCCAAAGCGAGAUCUGGGACGAGAAAGUGAGGAAUCCUUUGCAAAAACCUCGGUACAAGAAGAAAGACCUAGACGAGAGACGCUCGAAGAAUGCUAUUCCGGGUACUCCUCUGCAAGCAAUAAGGCAGGACGAUUGUAUACCCAUCAUGCUCAUUCAACGAUCCGUUGAGCCACCAGCCUCUCCUUCCACAUCCACCAACCAUUUGGAUUCUCUUACGUUGCACGGCUGGACACUUAUCUUACCAGCUGGAUGGGCCAUGCCAUUCUUCUCAUCACUCACGUACACCGGUACCCGAGUCUCAGGCCAACGUGAGCGAGCUGCACAAUACUUUGAAGCCUCCCGUCCAAGUUUCCCUCGUGAUUAUCCUGCCACGGAAGCGUAUAAUGACUAUGCCGAAGGCAGAGAAGAUGAAGAGAGGGAAAGAUGGGAGAGAAAGCCUCCAGCUAAAAGAGUGAACUAUGCCAAAUUAGGCAUUAGAAGUCCCUUCAGGCCUGACUGGGGAGUCGUGCUUGGGCUCGAGAGCUCGAAGAAAACACAAGGCGAGGGAGAAGGAAUGGAUGAAUCCGAGGAUCUCAUUCCUGCUCAGAGAGAAGAACAUGAUCCUAAUAUUAUAAUUGAGCCGCACCCUAAUGAAUCGGAUCUCGCACAUGUAACCAGGGCAUUCGCCCGAGAUGCUCGGGAGUCGAACCAACCUCGGUCAUGGCUACUACAGGGACCCGCAGUUCCCGCGGCCCUCGAAGCUGCUUCUUCGAUGUUCAUCCGCUCCUCCGGCCUCUUGCAGCACCUGAAUGCCCUUCGGGCGAAGAGGCACCUAGGACCGCUUGACCCAAAUAUGAAAGCGGAAGACAUAUGGAAGGUCGGCUUGAUCAUGGUGAAAUUAAGAAUGUGUGGUCGAGGGAAGCCUGAAGAUAUGGGUGUGAUUUACAAGUUAACCGACGACGAAUGGAAGAAUGCGAUAAAUAUGGAACAGCAGCGCAAACGAGGCAUCCCAAUAUUGGAUGAAGACGACGAGGAAGGGAAGACGUCGAGUGCCAUCCCGCCGGAGAGUUCCAUAAUCGGUUACAUCACAGCAGGCAACUUCUCCUUGUCUCUCGGGGAGGGACAUGCAAUCGGAUGCAUUCCUCUCUCUCAGUUGUUUGACAUCAAAGAGCAAGCGAAGAGGUGCCGAUUUAUUUCCUCGUGUGGUCUUAUCUAACUGACUUUAUUCGACUUUCUAUCAGGCUCGGGCAUGGUGGUCCACUACUUGUGCAUACGAGGAAUCGAGAAGGGCUGGUAUGCAGAGUUGCUUACUUGGACGUUCUUGAUAGUUGACUGAGAAUUGUGAAAACGUUGAGCAUACACUGGGUAACGUCCUAUAAUAGACCCUUAUCGGCUAUUUUUGGAUCGCCGAUCCAGCGCAAGAUGGUACGGGGCCGAAUACACUGUAAUGCUAUCCGGUGAUCGACGGAUAUGUCGAUCCCAAUUCAAACCGGCAAAUACUAACUAUACUAAGUUACUUGGUACCACAGUUGCUCACCGGAUGCCGUAUGCAAUCUCCAUAGCCACAGGUUGGGAACGCAUGCACCAAGGGGCGUGAAGCUUCUCCGCAGUAUUGGCCCCGCUAGUAACUGUGAGUAACUGUGACGGAGACAAGGGCUAUGUCAUUUGCUUCGUGGCGUGCGUGCGGAGCGCGAACUUUACUUCCUCAGAAGGAUGAGAUUACAAUACUUCUCUAUUUCUGGGCUUCGUUGGAAUCUUUCUCCAGGCACUCCAGCUCGGCAGUCUGGUAACUCCUGUACGCGUGCUUCCAAUUCGCGUCCAGGUGCUGUCCAUGAUGGUAUGUUAUCACACUGCGAACCCUCGCCUUCUCUCGCCGGAGUUCUCUCUAUCAAGGGCUAUGACGAC